AUAUUAAAUGCUUCGCGUACAGUCGAUUUUAUACAUUGAACGUCUCUGGUCUUCUCCUCACGUCCACCAUAAGCAAUACGCCUCUUACCUAUCGUCAUCUGAACAUGCAGAAGUGCAGGAGGUGCAAGAAUCAGAGGAUUUAAUACAGCAAGUUCAGGCACAACCGAAGGCUAUAGCAACAGAGCAAGUUCUUGUACAGGAAGAUAUUCCUGCCAUGGAUACGACCGCUGAAGCAGAUGGUAACCAAGUUGCUGCCAUGACUACUACUACUACUACUGUUACUACUGUUACCACUACUGAAGCUGAAGCUGAUAAAGACAUUCCUAUUGGUGUUUCUGAAGUCAUUGAGGUUACAGAAAAGCAAGCCCAUUCUGAAUCAGAGUACAACACAGGCAACGAGAUCGAGCAAGAGGUAUUCAUACUUCAGGUGGAUGACAAGCCUGUUUUGGAAAAUAUGCAAGUAGUCGAAGAAAGCGUAGUACUCGUGGUUGAUACUCAAAAAUCCUCAAGUGACGAAGAUAACAGUCAAGAGGAUGAAGAAGAAAUCACAUCAUCCUCACCUGUACUAGCCAAUACAUCUAUCAUUUCAUCUGGUUCCUCACUAACGCCUGUGACACCUACGUCGAUUGAUUCUCCUCUUGAACUCAGGCCCACGUCCACACGAAACUCGAUCUUUCGUCGAGAAACGACCAAGCUGAAUCAUAAACGUAAGACGUUGACCAAGAAGUUAAAGAACGUACUCGGUCAUCCUACCAAAAGAACCUCCGUGUAACUAAAACAGUCAUGCUUUAUUUUUAUUCAUACCCCUUAUAUAUUUAUAAAUAUCAUCUAUCCAUAUAUAUUUAUGUAUCACCAUAGCAACAAAAUAUACAAAGCAACGUCUUGUGGCAUAUUAUUAUUAUUAUUAUUUAUCAGUAGCUUUUAUUUUCCAUCAAUAAACAAGUUUUUUUUUUUU
Molecule: messenger RNA, 955 nt
Organism: Rhizopus microsporus ATCC 52813
Lineage: Eukaryota; Fungi; Mucoromycota; Mucoromycetes; Mucorales; Rhizopodaceae
Exons: 2
Coding region: 8-772 (254 amino acids)
Source: RefSeq, a predicted model, not a curated record